UUCUCUACUCGCCCCCAUUAGUUUGCUGGAAAUUUUGCUGGUGGUUUCGUAGUGGAAGACUGCCAAAGUGAGGGAGCGAGAUGCUGUCCGUGCAGGAGGCCCUUGACCUUGACUUCGGUGCCGCGUCGUCCAGCUGCGGCUCGCGGGACCUGCUGGGCAUGGACAUUAUCACGUGCGGGUUCACGCCGUGGGGGCCCGACACGUGCCCUAGCCUGGACCAGGUUCUGGCGUCGUCGAGGACGUCGCCGGCGGCGCCGGUGCGGGGGCGGGAGGAGGAGGAGGAGGAAGCCGCUGCGCCGGGCGAGGAGCAGGAGGAGGAGCGGCGGCGGCGACAGCGGCGCAAGGAGUCGAACCGCCUGUCGGCGCGGCGGUCGCGCGAGCGGAAGCAGCAGCGGCUGGAGGAGCUCCGCGGCGACGCGGCGCGGCUCCGCGCCGAGAGGCAGCAGCUGGAGGCCCGGCUGCGGGGCCUGUCGGUGCGCGGCGCCGCGGUGUGCCGCCAGAACGCGCGGCUCCGCGCCGAGGCCGCCGCGCUCGCGCGCCGCCUCCGCGUGGCGCGCGGCAGGCUCCUCGCGCUGCGCCGGCUCGCCGCCGCGCACGCCCUGCCGCGCGCGCAGCCGCCGAUGGUGCCGCCGCUGGUGCAGCAGCAGGCCGCCGGUGUCGCGCCGCCGGCGCCCCUGGGGCUCGCGUCGCUCAUGACGUAGGAGGACCGUACGUGCGCCGAUCCCACUCGUCUCACAUGUGAAGUUUUGGCACGGACGGACGGACGCAGGCACGUUAUGGUGAAGCGGGUCUGGGACUGGGAGCAUACACGCUGCUAGUAGCAGGAUAGUAGGGUGCGUGCAGUAUUACAAUCUGCUAUAUACUAGUAGUACAACUAAAUUACUAAAAGGGUCCCGUGUUGACGUGUAGAUUGCAUGAUUAGGUGCUAGCUACAUGGAUCUUGAUGUAAAUUAAAGUGGAAAAAUUAUUUCACCCGGACGGGCGAGCAACUGAACCAA
Molecule: messenger RNA, 998 nt
Organism: Setaria italica (foxtail millet)
Lineage: Eukaryota; Viridiplantae; Streptophyta; Magnoliopsida; Poales; Poaceae
Product: ocs element-binding factor 1-like
Exons: 1
Coding region: 81-701 (206 amino acids)
Biological process (GO): positive regulation of DNA-templated transcription
Cellular component (GO): nucleus
Molecular function (GO): DNA-binding transcription factor activity; transcription cis-regulatory region binding
Source: RefSeq, a predicted model, not a curated record